CAAAACAAACACAGCCUACGUGUUACACAAGAGACAAAUUAGUAGAUUGGAAAGGGGACGGGUAGGUUGCUGCUUGACCUUCAACUUGUGGUCGGUCCUGCUCACAAUAACGCACAAUAAACACAUGCUUUUUGUUCACGUUGGAGCCAGAGACACAUUCAGAAAACACACACACACACACUUCAUAGGUAUGUGUAACAUCCUCCCUCCACUGCUGACAGCAGGCUCCACCCUCAGUAACAGAGGACAGGCUGGUUGACCUGGGAGGAGGAGAAAGCUAAGAAUGGGAGGUGGGUAGUGUGUGUGCGCGUGUGUGUGUGGUGUGUGUGUGUGUGUGUGGGGGGGGGGGGAGUAUGGAGCUGAAAAUCAGUUGUGCUGGUGGUGUUGGAGCCACGGCACACUGGACAGAGACACACGGAGGAGCGAGGGGAACUCUGAAUGGACCGCACUAUUAAACAGUUUGUGACUUACAGCCCAGGAAGGACGACACAAGGGGACCUGCACCGGACUCCGUCUUUGAAACACUGGCCAGGAGAAAAGUUGCCAGGCUUUUUUUUUUUUUUUUUCCCCCAGACGUGACAGAUUCAUUGAGGAUUCAGCUGAUGGGACGCUGAGGAGUCUUUGAGAAGCCUGAGGAACUGAAGGUGUUAACCUGAAUCGGGAAACAAAAACAGAGCAUUGAGAGAGAGAGAGAGAGAAAAAGGGACACACAUGAGACAACCUACAAUGCACUGACAGCGAGGAAUGGAAAGGAUCAGCGUGGAAACAGACUGGGAUGGGUUAGGUCGCUCCUCUCCGGCCGCUGCGGAAGUAAACAACUUCUCCUUGUUUGUGACUGAACUGAACUUGUUCAACGCUUCUCGCGGCGGAGGGCCCCUCUUCGGGAUCUUCCCCGAGAACGGCUCCAACACCACACCUCACGCCCUGCCGCAACCCAGGGCGAGGGACCAAGGCCUGGCCCGGGCCGAGAUCGCCGUUCUGGGGAUGGUGCUGGCUCUCACCACGCUGGGCAACAGCUUCGUGCUGUGGGUGCUUCUGAGGAGGAGGAAGCACAACGCGCCCAUGCACCUGUUCAUGGUCAACCUGUGUGUGGCCGACCUGGUGGUGGCGCUCUUUCAGGUUCUACCGCAGCUGAUAUGGGACAUAACAGAGAGGUUUCAGGGGCCGGACUUGCUGUGCCGGUCCGUCAAGUACUUGCAGAUUGUGGGAAUGUUUGCUUCCUCCUACAUGAUAGUUGCCAUGACGGUGGACCGGCACCAUGCCAUCUGCUGCCCGCUGCAGGCCUACCGCGUCGGGGCUAUGUCCCGCUGGAACACCCCCGUGAUGGUGGCGUGGGGCCUGGCUCUGGUCCUCAGCAUACCGCAGGUGUUCAUCUUCUCCCGCUCGGAGGUGGCUCCAGGGGAGUUUGAGUGCUGGGGUCACUUCACUGAGCCGUGGGGGCUGAAGGCCUACGUCACCUGGAUGACUGUGGCCGUGUUCCUGCUGCCCGCCCUCAUCAUCACCAUCUGCCAGAUAAGAAUAUUCCGCGAGAUUCACAACAACAUCUACUUGAAGUCUGAGAGGAUAAUGAUGGCUGAGCUGAAGAGGAGCGAAAACCUGUUUCGCAUCCAUGGCCUCAGGAAGGAGGACGAGCGGGCGAGGGAGCGGGAGCGGGAGCGGGGCAGACAGGCGCCCGGGAGGGGGGGAGCAGGACAGCUACUAAAAGACAAUAAUGUCCAUGACUGCGAAGUGGGAGAACAUUAUGACUAUGUGCCGUCUGUUAUUCAGUAUAGUAGCUGCUGCGGGGAACAUCAGACAGCGGCGACGUCACUGCCGCAGGAGCAAAUACCCAACGGCUCAGAUUUCCGGGAGUCCUGUGCCAACUCUCCCCGCUGCUCCCUGGACUAUGCCCCCCCUCCGCAUCCAGUCACUCCACCCCCCAGCAUCACUAAAGCCAUGUCCAAGACAGUGAGGAUGACCCUGGUCAUAGUGCUGGUCUACACCAUCUGCUGGUCGCCCUUCUUCAUCGUCCAGCUGUGGGCGGCCUGGGAUCCGGACCCUCCAGACCAAGGAGUGGCCUUCACCAUCCUGAUGCUACUGGCCAGCCUGAACUCGUGCACCAACCCGUGGAUCUACACAGCGUUUUCCAGCAGCGUCUCCAGAGAGCUCCAAAACCUGCUGCAGUGUCGGUCGCGGCUCGGCCGCCGGGGCUCCCUCCCCGACGACUCCACGGCCACGCACACCUCCACCACUAAGGACAACCUGUACUGAAAGAUGCCGAUGAGACAUAGACGUACACACCGAGACAUGCUUGAAAAAAAAAAAAAACCCAUGAAGGCUUGGCUGCACGACCACCACGCUGCAAGGACUAAUGCUGCUGCCGUCACCAUCUGCAGCACCGCAGCCUGAGAACAGUCUGACCUCUACCAGAUGUUUGCUUUGACAAAGGACAGCUGUACCCACAGCAGGACAUCCAUCUGUACUCACCUGUCUGCUCCGCCCCCUCCUCCUCCUCCUCCUCCACCCGCCGGAAGGAUGUCAUUGACGAUGUCAACACCACGCGCAGUCUAGCCUCUCGGUGUAUCUGCAAUGCAAAGCGACCUGGAAAGUAAAGAGUUUUUCACUUCAGUAGCUUUUGGCUUCGGAUCUUGUGGAGCGACUCAUGUGAGGAAAAGAAAAAGAAAACAGUGGCUGACUCUAACACAACGGAGAACACCAGGAAUGCAACGGACGGAUCGCUGCAUUAAUGUCCUCGCGGCAUGACUAAUGCACAAAGCAGCAGACAAAGCUGCGGAUCCAGAGGAACCCAAACAGCAACAUGAGAGAUUGCUACAACUAGAUAUAGGGACCUAAACUAAGGUGAGUUUUUUUUUAUGUCAAUAAAGGAUCAAAGACCGGAUGAACACUCAGUUCACUCCGAAGGGUUUAGUCAAAAGGUGGACACCUAUUCACUCCUGAGGAUGGUGCGUUGAAGUGAAGCUCUGCGAGAAACUGCAGAACUAAACUCACUAGAAAGUCUGAAACCGGAGCGGCAAAGAAACAAGCAGAAACGAACAAAGAAACUUUCCACGAGCGACUGGGAUGCAGCGAUCUGGCUCUGUUUUUGAGCAAACAUGCAAGACUUUCCGAUCAUGCAGACUCUGGAAAGUAUGAAACCCAAAACAAUACAUCGGAGAAGUUGCAUUCCAUGUGCAGUACAGACGUUGUAACGUAUAUUUAUUGAACACGUAAGGCACAACAGAUACUACCUUUUAUUUAAAAGCUGAAUGUAAAUCAUGGACUGUAACGGUGUGGGGGGGGGGAUGCCAAACCAAAGUUUUUAUCUACGCAGGUCUUAACAGUAACACGCUUACACAAACCUGAAACAACGGAAAGAAAUCACUGCAUUUAAGCUGAAAGGAGGGAAGAAAGUCCACAUUAGGAGUGAAAUUAGCUCAAGUCCAAACCAAGUGCCUGAGAUGUGGGUUUAUAGACGCGUUCAGAGAGGCCUCCCUGAGCGUUUUAAUCUUCAAAUGAUGUCAGCUGCGUUAUUCUUAGACAGAGCUACCAUCAGAGCAGGGAUCACAAGAUUUGUUAUAUCACACCAUGAGCCAUUCAUGAAUUUUGCCUUCUUAUUUAUUGUUUUCCAGAAAAAGGAUAUACACACACAUUAACACAGAUAUAUAUAUAUGUAUUUAAACCUCUUUUACUACAUGUCUAGUAUUAUUUUUACACUGUGUUUCUAUCUGUGUAACAUAUUAUGCCCCUCCACUGCAUGACGAGCUAAAUGUUUCAUAUAAAAGUGUAUUAAUAUAAGCUACUCCUCUUUUAGCAGAUACGGUUCUGGUCGGAAGCUUCAUCGGUGUGGUAGUCAGUCACAUCGAUUUUACAAAGUUUUUCUUUUUCUUUCUUAAAUUAGCAUUAAGGACACAAGUUUGAAUUUAUUGGGGAUUUUCUCUUGUCAGGACAAGGUCACAACUCACACAGAGGCUAAAACAUCAUACAGACCCCUCCACUGGUAUUUGAAUAAAUGUGCUUCAACAUCAACGGGGGUCCUGGCCGGGUAUUUGACCGAUUUUAUUUACAGAGCUUAUAGAGCUCGUUUAAAUUGGCAGGUUUUCUGGCUCAAACCUCGCUUUCAAACAUAGUCCAGAUAUUUUAGUGUCAGCCUGCCUUAUCUUUUCCAAAACCAGCUUUGUUGUGUGUUGAUCAUUCCCCCGUUGGAGAGCCCAGCUUCAUCCCAGUUUGAGCCAGAUAACGGUUGAUAUGAACUUGGAGCUAGUUCUCCUUCUUCAUUACUCCAUUAAGCUUGUAUAGAGCACCAGUACCAGUGGUAAGCAAAAAAAGUCCCUCAGCAUGAUGCUGCCACUCCUAUGCUUGACAGUUUAUGAUCUUAGGUUCAAACCCAUCAUCUUACUCCUUCAGACAGUCCUCAAAGGCUGGUGUCCUGCCUGUUCCAGAUGUUUCUCUGCUUCAACAUACCUGCAUCAAAUGAAUUAGUCGUUAGCAACCUCCUGCCCAACUUUGGGAGACAUCCAGAAGAGAAAUCAGCCGUUUCAAUAAUCUUUACUGGAGCAGGGUCCCGUUGAAAACACGCAUGAUCCUGGACAUGGAGUCCUCAGGGUGGACAGUCAAGUUCAGACUUUCCUGAAACCCUUCAAAUUGUUCAUUUCUGAGUCAGCGCCCUUUUAGUCUACAUUCUCUCUGCAGACAACGACACUUGUGUUCAACGUGUUCUAGUUUAAAAUCUACAUCGGCCCCCGAGGCUUUCUGCUUCGUUCCCGAACAUCCUAAUCGACUUCCUCUCACCGGAGGACGAGAGUUUGGGUAAGACGGUGAAAACUCUCAUCCUGCUGGGAUCCCAAACAGACAUCAGAACUGCUCCAGGAACAGAUAAAGCAGCCGAACACUAAGCUUUUAGAAUGGCCUUGACUUCAAACCCUUUCAAUAUUACUGGACUCUGCUUGAAAAAAAAACACAAUACACAUGAACUCUACAUUUUCUGAUGAGAACAGUAGUCAAAUACGCAGCUCACUAAGGGAUGCAUAUUAAAAUAUCGAUGGGGGAUUAUGUUACAUGUUAUAAGUAUUCUUCUACAUAUUCAAUAUAUAUCCCUUGUGUACAUUCAUGAAAAUUCACUAUUUAUUCAAAUACUGUGUGUUCGUAAACUGAUUUGAAAAAAGAAAUUCAUUCGAACGGUUGGUGCCUGUAAACUUCUGACCAGAACUGGGAAUCUGUGUGGAUAACAUGAGAUUUGAUCACGUUUGGUAAAAGUAUCCUUGUCAGUUGAGAUGUUUCAGAAAAUAAUGUUCGGGGCGGCUCAGUUCGGCUCCAUCUGGUGUUUUUUCAUCCGAGCAGCAGUGUUACGUGAGUCUUCAGGACAAUACCGGGAUGCUUUAAAGGUGUCUCAGGAGUCCUCGCCCUUGUUGAAGGAGCAGCCUCACCUUUUCCUCUGUGAGCCCAAAGUGUUUGGGCUUCCAGCACGCCACCGUGCAUUUGCUCCCCAGACGCACGGCCUCCCACUUUGAUUCCCCGCCAAACAAAAGGUUAUUGCAACAACGUCCCGUGUUUCACUUUGUUAUAUCAGGAAAUGGAUAAACUUCUCCUAAACCUUCGGAGGAUUCGCGUGUUUUUCCUCUCUCUCUGUCAGGAAGCACGGAGGUCAGAGGCAAGACAAGGCCCAGACUUCAGACUGAAUCCGCUUGAGCUGCCUGUUCUGCUUUUCCUUCAAGUCAUUAGAGCACAUUAGAUACAACUUAAUAAUGAAUGGGCUUUAAUAGAAGGACAAUUUACUGAUAUGACCCUCUCUGAACGUCAACUAAAAAUAGACCCAUCCUCGCGGUGAAUUUGCUUUUGACUCCCGAGAGCAGAGAGCUGCUACAACCGCAGACGUCAUCAUUCCUCUCUUUUCGUAAAACAAGAUGGAUGGUCCCUUUGGCUGGUCACAAUUUAUCUGUAAUCACGUGUGACAGCGUGGGCGUGUUCAUAGCGAGUGUCCCGACACCCCCUGGUUUUCGCACUGAGCCGCGGCCGACGUCUAAACUCAAGGUCACCUCAUCGUUUCGGUCGGGCAGCACGUUCUGCGAUGGGGUGUGAAAGAAAUAAAUGACCUGAGCUGGAUCGCCGCAAGGGCAGAAGGGGCGUCCUACCUCCUCAGAUCAGUCUGAGGUCAGGCUGAGGAAUGACUGGGGGGGGGGUCAACCUUGACCACUGUCUAUAUAAAUCAGACCAGGAGUGAUGCGUUUUACUCAGGACCCCUCCUGCCUCCCUGAUGUCUGCUGUAGCUGCUGCUGAGAUCAUUCCAAGACUGCGGGAGUCAUAUCUACAACAACAACUCCACGGUGUACAUUGGAAGGCGGGGGUACAGGACCAUAAAAUCCUAAACAUCUACAUGUUUAGACAAAGCAAACAAUUUUAUGUUUUACUGUUUUUUUUUACGCCCCUCGGGUUCUUAUUCCUUUCACACUUGCAAUGUAAUACCAUUACUGCAAUUUUUCUCCUUUAUAUAAAUAGAGAGAGGUUUA
Messenger RNA from Fundulus heteroclitus (mummichog), 6482 nucleotides. RefSeq names its product arginine vasopressin receptor 2a, duplicate a (gene avpr2aa). Gene Ontology annotation, molecular function: vasopressin receptor activity; peptide binding. Gene Ontology annotation, cellular component: membrane. The record is from RefSeq and is a predicted model, not a curated record. Bases 745 to 2250 code for a protein of 501 amino acids. Lineage: Eukaryota; Metazoa; Chordata; Actinopteri; Cyprinodontiformes; Fundulidae. The transcript has 7 exons. Gene Ontology annotation, biological process: positive regulation of vasoconstriction; G protein-coupled receptor signaling pathway; regulation of systemic arterial blood pressure by vasopressin.